UACUUCCCUUCCUCCAGCCUCCGCCCCCACCUCCAGCCACCCUUGUCUCCCAGCUUUUUCCUGCAGCAGAGAACAGAAGGCAGUUCACCUCUGCUCCCAAAGGUCUGUGUGAGCCCUGAGGAACUGAAGUCUGGUCUUGUGAAACCCCACCCUCCUGUGGCUGUGUGAUUGAAUGGGAAGUCCCUAAAUUACAUCUCACAUAAGAGGUUCUUGGGAAGAUCUCCCGUACAGGGUUAAACUUCAGGAACCUACAAACCACAGAAGAGAAAGGCAAAGCAACCCAAACUUGAAGAAAUGAAAUCUGCAAGGAGAACCACUUUGUGCUUCAUGAUUAUUGUGAUUUAUUCAUCCCAAGCUACACUGAACUUGAAUUUAGAGUCUAUUGUUCAUCCUUUGAUUCUCCAUGAACAUGAACCAGCAGGGGAGGAGCCACCAAGGCAUAAACGAGCAGUUGCCUCGAGUAGCCUUGCGGCUGAAGAGCACACCGUUGACAUUGAGAUCAGUUUUGAAAAUGCCUCCUUCCUGGAGCCUCUCAAAGCUCAUUUGAACAGCCUCAGUUUUCCAAUUCAAGGGAACAGCACUGACCAAGCCACCAACAUUUUGAGCAUAGCAGUGACAACAGUCUGCAGACCUACUGGAAAUGAAAUCUGGUGCUCCUGUGAGACAGGCUAUAGGUGGCCUCAGGAAAGGUGCCUCCACAAUCUCACAUGUCACGACCACGGCAACUCCCCUGCAGGACAUCAUUGCAGUUGCCUUAAAGGACUGCCUCCUAAGGGACCUUUUUGCCAACUCCGGGGAGAUGUUACCCUGAGAAUGUCGGUCAGACUCAAUGUGGGCUUUCAAGAAGACCUCAGGAACUCUUCCUCUGCCCUCUAUAGGUCCUACAAGACUGACUUGGAAACAGCGUUCUGGAAAGGUUACCGGAUUUUACCAGGCUUCAAAUUGGUGACUGUGACAGGCUUCAGGCCCGGAAGUGUGGUUGUGACAUACGAAGUCACGACUAAAACAACAUCACCUGAAUUAAUGCAUAAAGCGAAUGAGCAAGUAUUACAGAACCUCAAUCAGACCUACAAAAUGGACUACAGCUCCUUUCAAGCAGUUACUAGUAAUGAAACUAAGUUCUCUGUCAUACCAGAAAUCAUCUUUGAAGGGGAUACAGUAACUCUGGUGUGUGAAAACGAAGUUCCGUUCUCCAAUGUGUCCUGGCACCAUGUCGAAAGGAGCUCCGACAUCCAGAACAGCAGCAGAUUCUGGAUUUACACCUCCGUGCUCAACAACACGACCUCAGUAUCGAACUUCACUAUCUACAACAUCACUCAGGGUGACGCAGGUGAAUAUAUUUGCAAACUGACACUCGAUAUUUUUGAAUAUGAGGCCAGAAAAAAAAUAGAUGUUACCCCCAUCCAAAUUUUGGCAAAUGAAGAAAUGAAGGUCAUGUGUGACAACAAUCCUGUAUCUUUGAACUGCUGCAGUGAGAUUAAUGCUAAUUGGAGUAAAAUAGAAUGGAAGAAAGAGGGGAAAAUAACCAUUCAAGAAAACUCUGACACAGACAUGGACUCCAGCUGCAGCAGGUACACCCUCCAGGCCAACGGAACUCAGUGUCUAAGUGGGUCGGCUGGAACCAAGGUCGUCUACACGUGUGAGUUCACCAGCGCCCACGGAGCCAGAGGCAGUAAGAACAUAGAAGUGACUUUCACCUCUGUGGCCAACCUAACAAUAACCCCGGAACCAAUUUCUGUUUCUGAGGGACAAAACUUUUCUAUAAAGUGCAUCAGUGAUGUGAGUAACUAUGAUGAGGUGUACUGGAACACUUCUGCUGGAAUUAAAAUACACCAAAGGUUCUAUACCACAAGGAGGUAUCCUGAUGGAGCAGAGUCGGUACUGAUAGUGAAGACCUCGACCAGGGAGUGGACGGGAACCUAUUACUGCAUAUUUAGAUAUAAGAAUUCAUACAGUGUUGCGAGCAAAGACGUCAUCGUUCAUCCACUGCCUCUAGAGCCAAACAUCAUGGUUGAUCCUUUGGAAGCUAUAGUGUCACGCAGAGGUUCCCACCACUUCAAGUGCUGCAUAGAGGAGGAUGAAGACUACAGAGUAACUUUCCAUAUAGAUUCUUCAUCCUUUCCUGCUGCAAAAGAAGUUAAUGGAAAGCAAGUGUGCUACAGAUACGAUUUCAUGGCAAACUCCAUUUCCCGGUGUCCGAAAACUGUUGACGUGUUUUGUCACUUUACCAACGCCGCUAAUAAUUCAGUCCGGAGCCAGUCUAUGAAGCUUAAUCUGGUUCUUGAGGAGAACAUCACAUGCCAGGAUCCCAUAAUAGGUGCUGGGGAGCCUGGGCGAGUCAUCCAGAAGCUGUGUCAGUUCUCGGACAUUCCCAGCAGCCCUGGAGGUCCCGCUGGUGGAAUCAUAACUUAUGAAUGUGUAGGCUCCCAGUGGAAGGUGAAGAGAAACAACUGCAUCUCUGCCACAAUAAAUGGUCUGCUCCAGCUGGCCAAGGCUUUGAUCAAGAGCCCCACUCAGGACGAGAAGCUCCCUACAUACCUAAAGGAUCUUUCUAUUAGCACAGGCAAGGUGGAAAAUGAAGUCAGCUCAUUUCCUGGGAGCCUGGGAGCCACCAUUAACAUCCUUGAUUUGCUUUCAACAGUUCCAACCCAAGUGAAUUCAGAAAUGAUGACGCAUGUUCUCUCUACGGUUAACGCCAUCCUCAGCAAGUCCAUCUUGAGUACCUGGAAGGUGUUACAACAACAACAGACCAAUCAGAGCUCACAGCUACUGGAUUCAGUGGAAAGAUUUUCCCGAGCAUUACGGUCAGAAGAUAGCACCUUUUUGUCCAUCUCCCAAACUAACGUGCAGAUGAAGAGCAUGGUAAUAAAAUCUGGCGACCCAAAACCCUACAAACAGAGCUUUGUUUUCUUAGACUCUGACCUCUGGGGCAAUGUGGCCAUUGAUGAGUGCCAGCUGGAAAACCUGCAGCCAGAUUCAUCUAUUGUCACUGUGGCUUUCCCAACUCUCAAAGCCAUUAUUGCCCAGGAUGUUGAGGCAAAGAAUUUUAUAAACAGCUUAGUGAUGACAACCACUGUCAGCCACAAUAUAACCAUGCCAUUCAGGAUUUCAAUGACUUUUAAGAACAACAACCCUUUAGGUGGGAUACCACAAUGUGUCUUCUGGAACUUCAACCUCGCCAACCAUACAGGGGGGUGGGACAGCAGUGGGUGCUAUGUUAAAGAAGUCAAUGAAGACACUGUCUCCUGCAGCUGUGACCAUCUAACAUCAUUCUCCAUCCUCAUGUCCCCUGACUCCCCAGACCCUGACUCUCUCCUGAAAAUACUACUGGAUAUCAUUUCCUACAUUGGGCUGUGCUUCUCCAUCUUGAGCUUAGCGGCCUGUCUGGUUGUGGAAGCCGUGGUGUGGAAAUCAGUGACCAAGAAUCGGACUUCCUAUAUGCGUCACAUCUGCAUUGUGAACAUUUCUGCUUCCCUUCUGGUUGCCGACAUCUGGUUCAUUGUGGCCGCCACCAUUGAUGACCAUCACUACCUACUCAAUGAGACGGCCUGUGUGGCCACCACCUUCUUCAUCCACUUCUUCUACCUCAGUGUCUUCUUCUGGAUGCUGACUCUGGGUCUUAUGCUCUUCUACCGCCUGGUUUUCAUCCUGCGUGACACAAGCAAGUCCAUUCAGAAGGCUAUUGCAUUUUCUCUUGGCUAUGGCUGCCCUCUUGUCAUCUCAGUCAUCACGUUGGGGGCCACCCAGCCCCAGGAAGUCUACAUGAGGAAGAAUGCGUGUUGGCUCAACUGGGAGGAUACCAAGGCCCUGCUGGCCUUUAUCAUCCCAGCACUAAUCAUCGUGGUGGUGAACGUGACCAUCACGGUGGUGGUCAUCACCAAGAUCCUGAGACCUUCCAUUGGAGACAAGCCAAGCAAGCAGGAGAAAAGCAGCAUCUUUCAGAUCAGCAAGAGCAUUGGGGUCCUCACACCACUCUUGGGGCUCACCUGGGGUUUUGGUCUUGCCACUGUGUUCCCGGGGAGCAAUGCUGUGUUCCAUAUCGUAUUUACCCUCCUCAAUGCUUUCCAGGGAUUAUUCAUUUUACUCUUUGGAUGCCUCUGGGAUCAGAAGGUACAGGAAGCCUUGCUGAAUAAGUUUUCACUGUCGAGAUGGUCUUCGCAGCAUUCAAAGUCAACAUCCCUAGGUUCAUCUACACCUGUAUUUUCUAUGAGUUCUCCAAUAUCAAGAAGAUUUAACAAUUUGUUUGGUAAAACAGGAACGUACAAUGUUUCCACCCCAGAAACAACCAGCUCGUCCGUGGAAAACACAUCCAGUGCUUGUUCGUUGCUCAACUAAGAACAGAAAAAUCCAACCCAGGUGACCUCUUGAGGAACCGUGAAUGUGCUCUGAAAAAGAGAUGCUUUCAAGCCAUCCAUAAAAUGUUUUCUCCACAGGCUUCUGGGAGCAGAUGCUGAAGAGACUUUUUCAUUAGGAAAGAGGCUUUCUUUUGUAAAGACAGACUAAAAUUAAAUUGUUACCUUUAUUUUGCUGCCCCACCCUCCACCCCUUCUGUGAUACCAAAUGUGUAUAGUAUUUAAGUGAAAUUUAAGUUCCUCAAGGCCUAGCUUCUCUGUCUAUAUUGUAAAAUAGAAUUUUAAAGAGACAUUUUCACUUUUCACAUGUUGGGCACAAAGAUAAGCUUUAAUUAAAAUAAUAAGUAAAAAGCUAGUACCUAGGAAAUACUUCAGUGAAUUCUAGAAAGGAAGGAAAGAAGGAAGGAAGGAAGAGAGGGAGGGCGGGAGGAAGGAAGGAAAGAAGGAUGGAAGGAAACAGGAAGAAAAAGAAAAAAAUAGAGAAGAACACAUUAAGGACCACACUUUAAGAUUUCCAUGUUGAUUGUCUAAUACAAUUACUCAGACACUGCCACACUGAGAAUUAAAAAAUGGCUCAAAAAUGGAAACUGAAAGUAAGCCACAGGAAAGUUCUCUCGCUAUCUCCCUGGUAUUUUCUUACCUAAGAGAGAAGAGAAGGGCAGUGGGAAAAAUAGGGAGGGAAUUACAGGAUGCUUUCAUCAGGAUGCUUUCAAGUGGGUAAUAAUAUUUACAAGAAGUGCACGGAAGGAGACACAAUUCUCCAGAUGGUAAACACAUACAUAUGUACCUUUGUAUGUUAAGGUUUGAGCUAAGUGGAUUGAAUAUGCAGAGAAAGUGUGAUAACAACCAUGCUUUAUCAGAUCCAAGCAGAUCUGCCCAUUACUUUUUUAUAAUUUAUCAGAAAAGCCUUAUGUUUUGGCUUAUUCCACCUUUUGAAAGCAAAAAAUCUAUUUUUUUAUAUCCACUAAUUGCCAAAUGUAAUAUAUUGCACUGAAAACAGACCCCAACUGUCGUAUAUUAUAUUUAACAGCUUUAACCAGGUACUUCUCUGUGCACUAUAGAAUAGAUUUUAAUAAUCUUACAGCACUGUAUAUUAUUGUUGUUGUUGUUACUGUGGCUGCAGCGGCCCUUGGCGUGUUGUAUAGCUCUCUGUGUAUUAGCUCUUUCAGUUUUCAAAUUCCCAGACCAAUUAAUAUACAUUAAGAAUUUUGUACAGUCUAAUUUGUGUUUAUUCCAACCACUUAGAAAUCUUCCAGAUGGAAGUUUUACAGCUGGCUAGUCCAUGCUCCUAAUGACACUUGACCUUGAUGAACAAAAAGUGGAGCUUUUCCCAAGAAUUUGAUUAUUUGCGACUUGUGUGUGUGUGUUUCGUGUGUGUGCAUUUCA
Molecule: messenger RNA, 5738 nt
Organism: Ceratotherium simum simum (southern white rhinoceros)
Lineage: Eukaryota; Metazoa; Chordata; Mammalia; Perissodactyla; Rhinocerotidae
Source: RefSeq, a predicted model, not a curated record